AUGAGUACCUGGAUGAACGACGCUGUACCAAACCACAAUGGAAAUGGUUUUCCACAUAUGAACGAUCCCAAUUCUGCCGGCGCCAUGAUGGAUCCGUCAGCGUUUAUGGCCAAUGCUGGCCAAUUCAAUCCAGCGCAAUUCCAGAACCAACAGCAGCCGCAACAGCCCCAGCAAAACCCGAGCCAGCACCAGAUGCAGGCGAUGCAAAACGGCCCGAUGCGCAAUGCGUCGCCAUCGUCUUAUCAGAAUCCUGUCUAUCAAACAAACUCGGUUAUUCCAUCGAAGCGACCGCGACCGCGCGAUGAAAGCAUGGCCGGCUCUCCGACCCAAAACCCAGGCAUGCUCCCUACGUCCAGAUCGCAAACGCCGCAACAACAAAGCUUUGCUGGUUACCAGACUGGCCAGAUCCCCCAACAAGGGCCAGGCCAAUACUCGCAUCUUCAGGCUAACGGUUCUGCCAACGCGAGCCCUUCGCCAAUAAUGGGUAAUCAAAUGCGGCCAGGAAGCGUUCCACAGCGAGUUGCUACCGCAUCUCCUCAUCCUUUCUCACCCGGGACACAGCAGUUUACCGCGCAAGCUUCGCCAGUCACAUCGGAACAUGUCGGCACUCCCCAGCAAAAUCCCUACAUGCAGAAUAUGCCACAAGGCUAUAGCCCCAGCUUUGCGCCGUCACCAUCAAAUACGCGACCGCCAUCGAACCCGAACCCCAUGGCCACUAGCCAGUUGAUGUCCCAGCAGAUGGGGCAGAUGCCUCCGCAAGGAGGACAGAUGGGAAGCAACAUGUACCAGAUGCAGCAACAGCAGCCUCAGCAACAUCCCCAACAGCAGCACCCACAGCAGCAAUCACAGCAGUCGCAACAACAGCAGAAGAUGGCCGCGUAUCAGAUGCGACUUCAGCAGCAAUUGCAGGGAAACAUGCAGAUGCAGGCUCAAAUGCAAGCUCAGCAAAUGGGCCGUGGCAUGAUACCAAAACAGCAACCUCCGAUGAUGCAGAAUGGACAGCCUCCUCAGCCUCAGGGCGGCAUGAUGCGACCCCGACAGAUGACGAACCCGAACCCCGAGAACUUCAUGAAGAGCCUGACACACUUAAUGAACAUGAAAGGACUUCCUCUCGAUCCUAAUCCCAUGAUUGGAGAUCGCCCGGUGAAUCUAGUGACGCUGUUCUCACAUGUACAGAACAAAGGCGGUUAUAAACCCGUCACUGCGGCCAAUGGGUGGCCAUACAUCGCUCAAGCACUGGGGCUCCCGGCGCAACUGCCCACUGUGGGACCUGCUUUGAAACAAAUAUAUGAGCGUAACCUGCUAAAGUUCGAAGAAGCAUGGAUGGCACAAGCAAAGAGUCGGAUGAUACAGCAUCCUCAACAGGGAGCGCCGCAGAAACCUAUGCAGCCAAGCCAGCAGAUGAAUCAGGGUCAGAUGCAGCCAGGACAGCAACAACCGCAGCAGCAGACGCCUUCGAAGCCAGGAUCUCUUUCUAUGAAUGGAUUUCAGACUCCUCAGCAAACGCAACAACAACCCCCGCCGAAUGCUGUAGCCACUCACAACAGAGGUUCUAUGCCAACCCCGAUCGAAGCUCAAGUGCAAGGCGAAUUCAUUGCCCCGUCCCCCGUCCACAGCAAAAGCGGUAGCAUUUCAAUGAGUCAGGCUGAAGGUAGACCCCCUCUUUCGGUUGCGCCUCCAGAAGCCGGUAUGCCAAGAAUACGUCCGAAGUCAGAUGAAUAUACUCCUUGCUCUCGCGAGCUCACAACCUAUGGCGGAGUCGAUAUUGGUGGAACGAACUCUCUUGCCAUGGAACUGGCAAGGUGGGAGCCUGAUGUACCUCCGCUCGCCGAGAUGGGCAAUAUCGACAUUCAGGCGCUCACCCGGAGUCUGCAAAGUGGAAUUCACGGAGAGGUUCGACUUGCUUUGGAUACUCUAGUAGCAGUCUCAAACUCGCCACAUCCCCACCUGGCGCUUCAGCUAAGGUUCUGCGAGGAUCUGGUUGAGACCAUGCUCGACUUUGCUGAAGAACAAUUGGAAUUCCUCGCUGAACAUACCGUGGAGGUUUCGGAUGAGAUAUUAUUAACACCAUACGAAGACCUCGUAAGAUCUUGCCGUCUUGAGCAGCUGAACGUGAAGGAAAGCCCGGUAUUUGGGAGCCAGGAGUAUGAGCUUGACCGUACGGUUGAUCGGUUGAUCUGUAUUACCACCUUUCUCCGCAAUGUCUCUUUCCCGGCCGAGAACAAUGAGAACCAUGUAGUCCUCGCGGAUGAGUCUGUGGUCAAAUUCCUGGGUGUCAUUAUAAGAUAUCUCGGCACACGAACCAUGUUGCUGCGGACACACGCCAAUACCUUGGAUUUUAUGAAGGACAUGGUUAUCCUGCUUUCUAACCUCUCCAGCUCCAUCGAGCUCCCCAGCAAGGAACAGGCUCUUUGCUUCCUCCAGUUUUUGCUUGCCUUUGCCCCUUCCCCUGGCCCUACGACGAUUAAGGGUACUUGGAGUUAUUCCCCCUACGAGCCAAGUCUGCAUCCUUACUUACCCCAUGCCGUGGACGCUCUGGCUAAGUUAUUUGCACGAGACGAGCCAAAUCGUACACACUAUAAGACUUUGUUUGCAACUGAUGCCACCAAUACCCCGCCUUUCGAACUCCUCAACCGUACAUUUGCUCUCGCUGUAUCACCAAUCCCCGACAAGCUCCACGAGCAAAAGCGGCCGCAAAAUUACCCAUCUCUUGUGGAAACCCGGAAGCCAUAUCUCAUGCAGGGCCUCCUCUCCGCUGAGAUCAUCGCAUCGUUAGCCCCCGGUCCCGAAGCAGGAAUAACAAAAGCAUGGCUUCUUUCCGAGAAUGAUCUCGCACAGAAUCUGCUGGGUUUGGUGGAGAGACUGAGCAGGCAGUACGAGCAACCUGGCGCAUUCAACAGAGGCGCUACCCGAGCACCACCACGAAAAGACGCGGAACUUGUAUAUCUUGCCGUUACUGCUGUCUCAUUAUUGCGGAGGCUUGCAGAGAAGGCAAAGGAUGAUGAGGACUCGUUUUCAUCAAUCCUCACAGCUCUGCUUCCUUCAUCCCAAUCCUUGCUGGAAUCUUUGAGUUUGCCUUCGCCAGAGUGGACCAAAGAAGGGUUUCUGCAUCAUCUUACAGCAUGCUACAAUCUCAGUUGGUAG
This is a messenger RNA of Clonostachys rhizophaga, 3144 nucleotides long. Lineage: Eukaryota; Fungi; Ascomycota; Sordariomycetes; Hypocreales; Bionectriaceae. The record is from the annotation of a GenBank genome assembly.